CUCUCAAAGACGAAGGAAAAGCAAAAGAUGGAUUUACAAGAAGCGAUGAAGAAGCAAAACGACGUUGCUCUGUUGCUUGCGCAGAAAGUAAUUUCUGCCAAACCCAAAAAUUCUAACCUCGUCUUCUCUCCGGCAUCUAUCAACGCCGUUCUCGCCAUGGCCGCUGCUACCUCCGACAAUGAAACACUAAGAUCCUGCAUCCUCUCCUUUCUUAGGUCUUCGUCCACCGACGAACUCAACGCCAUCUUCCGUAAAAUCGCUUCGGACAUCCUUGUCGACGGAAGCAAAAGAGGUGGGCCAAAAAUCGCGUCGGCUAAUGGAGUGUGGAUAGAGCAAUCUUGUCCGUGUAGUCACGCGUCGAAGGAUCUCUUUGAGAAUUUCUUCAAAGCUGAGUUUGCUCUAGUUGAUUUCCGAUCCAAGUUUGAAGAAGUGCGUAAGGAGGUGAAUUCUUGGGCUUUACGUCAUACCAAUGGUCUCAUCAAAGAUCUUCUUCCUCCUGCAUCCGUUACAAGCGAAACCCUCUGGAUCUAUGGAAACGCCUUGUACUUCAAAGGAGCUUGGAAAGACAAAUUCGACAAAUCAAUGACGAAACACAAACCUUUUCACCUUGUUGAUGGCAAACAAGUACAUGUGCCUUUCAUGCAAAGCUAUGAAAGUCAAUAUAUAAAGGCUUACAACGGUUUCAAGGUCCUUAGACUGCCAUACCGACAAGGACAUAAUGAUACAAGCCGCCAAUUCUCAAUGUGUAUCUAUCUCCCGGACGAGAAAGAUGGACUCGAUAACCUUGUGGAGAAAAUGGCAUCUACUGAUGGUUUCUUGGACAGUCACAUUCCGAGUUGGAGAGUUAGUGUUGGUGAAUUCAGAAUACCAAAGUUUAAGAUUGAAUUCGGGUUUGAAGCUUCCAGCGUUUUCAAUGACUUUGACCUUAAUGUGUUAUUAUACCAAAAAGCUUUCAUUGAGAUCGAUGAAGAAGGUACGGAAGCUGCAGCUGCUACUGCACUAAUUGGCAUUGAGGGCUGCAGCGCUUAUAGGCCUCCUCCUCCGAUUAAUUUUGUGGCCGAUCAUCCAUUUUUUUUCUUGAUUAGAGAAGACAAAACUGGAACAGUUUUGUUCGCUGGUCAAAUCUUCGAUCCAGCCUUUGGUAGCUCUGAAACUGGAGGUGCUUUUGAUGCAUUAGACACUCCUGCAUACAUAGAAAAAAAACAUGAGGAGCUUAGGUGGGAGGACUACCAGCGUGAACAUAAUACCACUCCUGCAAACUUCAAACUCGAAAGGCAGGACUCAGGCAGGACUCUGAAGCGAAAGAGUCACUCAGAAGGCAUUGAAAGAGACAUCGACUCUGAAGCCUGCUGUGACACCCUAACUAAGAAAUUAGCCCAUUCGAAAGCCACUGUUGACAAGUUGGACGAGUCCAAGAGUUAA
Molecule: messenger RNA, 1422 nt
Organism: Camelina sativa (false flax)
Lineage: Eukaryota; Viridiplantae; Streptophyta; Magnoliopsida; Brassicales; Brassicaceae
Product: serpin-Z2-like
Molecular function (GO): serine-type endopeptidase inhibitor activity
Source: RefSeq, a predicted model, not a curated record